AUGUAUACCAUCGAUAACAAAACUUAAAACAACCAGAAUACAUCAUUGCAAACUCUGAUUUGUCCUCUAGAAUUGGAAUAAUAACCAAUCAUUAAUAGAUUAAAUACCAAUGAGGAUCUGCAUUAAAGCACAUAAAAAAACUCAGGCGAAGUAGUCAAUAUUAUUUGUAAGACAAACAGUUUUUUAGGAAUAAAGUUUAAAGAGAGAGUUUAGCUUUUAACUGGAAUUAGCAUAUAUAUUGUUACUAUAAUGGGAAAUCUAGUUGCCCCAUUCAUCUUCCAUUCCUCAAAUAUCAUUUUGAAAAACAAAUUCAAUCUAAAUGAUGAAGAAGAGCUGGUAAAAUUUAGUAGUAUGAUAUAUAUGACUACAAUUAUAACUUUGGCAAUAGUUAGUCCGUUUAUUGGAGGACUUUUGGACUUCCUUGGAAGAAGGAAAAUGCUUACAAUAAUUUUUAUUUCUACCGGAGUAUUCUGUGCAAUUCUUCCCCUCUCUGCUAGAAUUUGGCUUGAUUUUACAAUUAUUAGAAUUAUUCUUGCAGUUCUAACUAACACAAUGAUAAACAAUACUUUGAUUGCUGACUAUGUGAAAAAUGAAAGUAUUGGUAAAGCUGUUAUAUACAAUAAUUUUUCUAGAUAUAUUGGAGCCUUCCUAUCCACUUCUCUGUUCUUAAGUCUAAUUGCUUACACCUCUAUUUCAAUUACUUAUAACGUGAUGGCAGUAUUGAUGUGUUUGACAGGAGCAUAUUUAUUUUUUUCAUUGAAGGAACCUUAAGAAUUGUCAAUAAUAGAACAAAAUCCUAAUACUCAAGGUUUUCAAAAUAACUAAAGAUAUGCGGUUAGUUAUUGGAGUAAUAUCAAGGGAGGAAUCCAAGAAUGCAAGAAUAACUCAAUUCUUAUCUUUUGCUUGAUGCAAAAUUUUGUAGUGCGAAUGGGUACCGUCCUUGGUUCAAAUGCUUAUAGUUUGUGGGUUUUAGCGAACAUUGCUGAUUAAAAAUAGGCAUUUGCGUUGUUGGCUUUUGCGCUUUCUUUAUCCAGUUUUCUUAACUUCCUAAUACAAAUACCUUUAAUUAAAUUGCUUGAUAAAAUAAGGCCAAGUAUCUUGCUUUUUUUCGUUUAAAUAUUCAGGGGCUGUUCUUUAUUGAUUCCAAUGCUUAUUGAUAAUAAAAAUCCAUAACUUAUAGCUGCUGCUAUAGUUAUUAUGGCUCUAGCGAAUGGAAUGGCAAAUGUUGGAAGAGAUUUGAUAUUUCAAAAAAACUAAGGAGCAUAAUCGAGAGGUGCCAUGGUUGGCUUCAUGGAUUUAUUUUAAAACAUCGGUAUACUUCUUUAUAUAUCGGUAUUUGCCUUUUUAUUUUAAGUUAUUGGACUUAAUGGAUGCUUUGCAUUCCUAGGGAUUUGCGAUUUAAUAUUGCUGGCAAUCUCAAUGAAAUUUGAUUUAAAUAAGAGAUCAAGAAUAUGA
Molecule: messenger RNA, 1455 nt
Organism: Stylonychia lemnae
Lineage: Eukaryota; Ciliophora; Spirotrichea; Sporadotrichida; Oxytrichidae
Source: the annotation of a GenBank genome assembly